AUGGCGGUGAGCGGACGGGGAUACGUCCCGGCGCGCGCGGACGCGAUGGAUGGAAUGGAGGUCCUCGCGAACGGCGCGGCGAGCGACGCGGCGACGAUGGACGCGAUCGUGUUCGCGGUGUGCGAGGAAGACGUGAACGCGGAGACGAGCGCGAUCGAGAGCGAGGCGCUGCGGGCGUUCGACGCCAGGAGCGGUGGCGCGGUGUCGGAGAUGAUGGCGGAGGGGGAGUUCAAGGGAAAGGCUGGUUCGUCCGCGUUCUCGCGGGCGAGAGGUGGGAACGCGAAGCACGUCGGGGUGGUUGGACUCGGGAAGCGCGAGGAACGUGGGGUGAGCGUGAUGAUGGCGCUCGGGUCCACGGCGGCGGCGCACGCGCAAAAGAGCAAGUGCGCGACGCUCGGAAUCGCGGGCGCGGCUGGGUUCGAGAACGCCGUCGCGGCGGGGGCGUAUCUCGGCGCGACAGAUGAUCAGCGAUUCAAGUCGAAGCCGCAGGCAAAGACGUUGAAGACAGUGUCUCUGUUGGACGUCACCGCCGACGUGUCAGCGGGUAAGGCGCGCGCCGUCGGCGUGCAGUUAACCAAGGAACUCGUGGCGGCGCCGCCGAACGUCGUCACCCCGACCGCGCUCGCGGAAACGGCGAAGGAAAUCGCGGCCAAGCACUCGGACUGCAUGACGGUGAAGAUCUUAGAAAAGGCUGACUGCGAAAAGCUCGGCAUGGGAUCGUACUUGGGCGUCUCUGAAGCCUCAGAUGAACCGCCCAAGUUCAUUCAUCUAACGUACAAGGGUGCGGGCAGCGAUUUGAAGAAGGUUGCCGUCGUGGGCAAGGGUUUAACCUUUGACAGCGGUGGCUACAACCUCAAGGCUGGUGCGGGAUCGAUGAUUGAGAUGAUGAAAUUCGACAUGGGUGGCUCGGGUGCCACGCUUGGCGCCGCCAAGAUCAUCGCACAGACCAAGCCCGCGGGCGUUGAAGCGCACUUCAUCAUUGCCGCUUGCGAAAACAUGAUUGGUUCUCGCGGCUUGCGACCGGGUGACAUCUUGACCGCUUCCAACGGUAAGACGAUCGAGGUGAACAACACCGACGCCGAAGGUCGUUUGACUCUCGCCGACGCUCUUGUGUACGCCGAUAAGACGUGCGGUGCGACCGCCAUUGUGGAUUGCGCCACGCUUACCGGCGCCAUCAUCGUCGCCCUCGGCGACGAAAUGGCGGGCCUCUUCUCGCCGAAGGACGACGCGGCCAAACGUGUCGAAGCCGCAGCCAAGGCGGCGGGUGAGGAUCUCUGGCGCAUGCCCAUGCCGGACUCCAUGUGGGCCAUUAUGAAGUCUGAGAUCGCCGACAUGAAGAACACCGGGACUCGCGGCGGCGGCUCCAUCACCGCCGCGCUCUUCUUGAAGCAAUUCGUCGACGAAAGCGUCGAGUGGUCCCACGUUGACCUCGCCGGUCCGGUGUGGAACGACAAGAAGGGUGGUGCCACCGGUUACGGCGCCGCCACGUUCGCUGAGUGGGUCGCCUCGCACGGCAAGUAA
Ostreococcus tauri is the source of this 1521-nucleotide messenger RNA. RefSeq names its product Leucine aminopeptidase/peptidase B. The transcript is spliced from 2 exons. Gene Ontology annotation, molecular function: manganese ion binding; metalloaminopeptidase activity. Lineage: Eukaryota; Viridiplantae; Chlorophyta; Mamiellophyceae; Mamiellales; Bathycoccaceae. Gene Ontology annotation, biological process: proteolysis. The record is from RefSeq and is a predicted model, not a curated record. Bases 1 to 1521 code for a protein of 506 amino acids. Gene Ontology annotation, cellular component: cytoplasm.